Molecule: messenger RNA, 294 nt
Organism: Heterobasidion irregulare TC 32-1
Lineage: Eukaryota; Fungi; Basidiomycota; Agaricomycetes; Russulales; Bondarzewiaceae
Exons: 1
Coding region: 1-294 (97 amino acids)
Source: RefSeq, a predicted model, not a curated record
AUGGUCACGUUUAUGGUAGCUGUGGUCCCUCGAGUCAGUCGACGAGGUGGGGCGGUGACGAGCCCCGCGGUGGUCGUCGUAUGGACGGGCAUCCCGAUCUCUGUCUCUCUCUCGUUCCCUGUCCCGAUCACGCACCCUACGUCCAUCUCUGUCCCUAUCUCUGUCUCUGUCCCGACUAGAUCCAACGCUAGGGUCCCAACGAUCUGCCAUAGACUCCCAACGGUCUCCCGGCUGCCAAUGGUGGACAUUCUGUCGUCGAUGCUGCUCUCGCGAGGGUGGCAAAGUCGAACCUGA